Messenger RNA from Lepisosteus oculatus (spotted gar), 3310 nucleotides. Lineage: Eukaryota; Metazoa; Chordata; Actinopteri; Semionotiformes; Lepisosteidae. The record is from RefSeq and is a predicted model, not a curated record.
ACGCUCCUCCCUCCUGUCCUACACUUCAGCGCGUUAGCUACUAUACUGCAGAGCUCAGCUGUGAAAACUACCAACAUGAAAAAGGGGCGACAGAGACAGGGGUUUGAAAAGCUGCUUUGCUAUUUUUCUUAUAAGUCAAAAGGGCCAUCUGCUUAAAGGGAACUGAAAGCGUUAUGGUGACCUAAAUUAUGUGCUAAAUGCGUGUGAAAGAUUUGAUUAUUUUGAUUAAGUGCUUUGAAAGACACGAAAGGCAAGCGACAGCCUAAGUCACGUGAUCCGGAACAAGCUCCAUCCGGGACCUGGCGAUGACCCGCAAUGUGACCCUCAGCAUAGCAAACAUGGCGGAGCCCUCCUUUGGGAAUUCGAGCCCAGGUGAUUGUCCUUUGUCAGGAGGUUCAGCUGGCUCAGAUGACCAUGAAUUUGACCCUUCUGCUGAGAUGCUCAUUCAUGAUUAUGAUGAUGAACGAACCCUUGAAGAAGAAGAACUAAUGGAAGGGGAGACGAAUUUUAGUGCUGAAAUUGAGGAACUUGCUCGGGAAGGUGAGAUGCCAAUACAGGACCUUUUGAGUUUAUAUGGUUAUGGAAGUGGUGGAUCUCAUGAGGAGGAGGAGGAGGAGGAUGAUGAUGAAGAAGAAGAAGAAGGGGAGGAGGAGGAGGAGGAGGAUGGAGAAGAUGUAGAUAAUGAUGAGAACAGUGGGAGCACUGGGGAUCUGAAAAGGAAUAAGGAUGAGAGGGUUAAGGAUUCGUCUGGUCAAGAGGAUGAGACUCAGUCCUCAAAUGAUGACCAAACUCCAUCGGUCACUUCUCCUGAUACGUCAGAAUUAAUCCGAUCACGCAGAUGCAAAUAUUUUGAAGGUAAUGACCCUGAAGAAGAAUCAGAGGAAGAUGAAGAUUAUAUUCCAUCUGAAGACUGGAAAAAGGAGAUAAUGGUUGGGUCAAUGUACCAGGCUGAAACACCAUCUGGACUUUGUAAAUAUAAAGACAAUGAGAAAGUGUAUGAGAAUGAUGACCAGUUACUGUGGAAUCCAGAAUUCCUUUCUGAAGAUGCAGUUGUUGAGUUUUUGGCUGAGGCUUCCAAACGUACAGGUGAAGAAAAGGGAGUAGAUGCUAUUCCUGAAGGAUCUCACAUUAAGGACAAUGAACAGGCCCUUUAUGAGUUGGUGAAGUGUAAUUUUGAUGUUGAUGAAGCCUUGCGAAGACUAAGGUUUAAUGUAAAAGCAGCUAGAGAAGAACUGUCUGUUUGGACAGAGGAAGAAUGUAGGAACUUUGAACAAGGACUUAAAGCCUAUGGAAAGGAUUUUCAUUUGAUACAAGCAAACAAGGUGAGAACUAGAUCAGUAGGAGAAUGUGUGGCCUUUUAUUACAUGUGGAAGAAAUCUGAGCGUUAUGAUUUCUUUGCACAGCAAACCAGACUUGGGAAAAGGAAAUACAACCUUCAUCCAGGUGUUACAGAUUACAUGGAUCGUCUCCUCGAUGAGACGGAAAGCGCUGCAUCAAGCCGUGCUGCUUCUCCUCCCCCCACUACCUCCAACAGCAGCACCAGUUACUCGGAGAGGGAUGACAGCAGCAAUCAGAACGGAAUAGUUGCACAUAUUGUGGGGGACCUUCCUUCUGGGAUAAAUGAAGUAAAAAGUGAAGGGACACAGGCCAACGGACCUUCUGUCCACAACCAGGAGCCACCUGCCUUAGACAAAGACACUAACGGUUGUAGCAAACAGGACUCUUUGAGCGACGGCAGAAGCACUGCUGGCGAAGAAAGUGAAAACGGCAAGCAUGAGGAAAGCUACGACAAGUCUGCGAAAAGACGGAGGAUUGAGAAUGAUUUGACCAGUGAAAUAGAGAAUGCUGGCACUUCUGAGCAAGGGACCAGUACUCCUGUAAAGCCUGAAGAAACUUUACAACAGAAUGACUGAAAUUGCUGAAUAAGGCUUUCAAAGAGCGAAACCAAAUUCUGAACCGAAUACAAAGAUGGGCUUCCGGGACCUAUAGGGUUCACCAGUGCUAGAAGAAAUCAUUUGAUUGUAUUGAAUAUGUACCUACAACCCACAUUUUGUUUUCUAUCCAUAAGUAAUGUUGCUGUGAGAGCUACAUUAUGCCCUUUCAAAGACCUGUCUAAAUUUUAAAAUAUUUCCUGUUUGUACCACAAAUUCUUGGUAAUAUUUUUAUAUGGAAAAUAUAUUUAUAUUUUUAUUAAGCAUAUCAUAAUACUAAAUGCUCUUAAGCCAUUUUAUGCAAGAGGUCACUGUUUGGCAAACCAGGUAUCUCUUGCAUUGAAAAUAGGGAUACUGGAGCUUUAAAGGCACAAGAUCUUGCACUUUUUUGUACAAGUGUAGCAAUCGGGCUACAUGUCAUUAAAGCAAAUAAGAAGCUAGAACUCCUGGAAGCCUUACACAGACCCUCUUGUUUUUAUAGGAAAAAAUAAGCCUGUGGGCAUCCAUAAGGUUUGUUUAUAUUAUCAUCUUGACAUCAGUGAUGUCCUGUAUAUUACUGAUUAUUGGGCAGAAGAAAUACAAACUGUAUUUUUCCAGAUUCUUUGUAGACUUUGAAAGUUUUUUUAGAAAGUACUUAUUGAGAUCUGUAAAGUUUGUAUAGUUUUCUUACUUUGUACAGUUCUUACUUUCAUUAUGAGAGACAAAAAUGAUACUAAAUAUUGAUGUGAAUCUCUAUUGGCAUUUUAUUUUACUUGAUAGGCUGUCAUUUUCAGGAUCCAGCUUUCUAGACACCUUAAUUGUGCUAUCAUGUUCAUUGACAUUCCUUAUUCCUAAAACUGAUCUUGCACAUAUGUUCCUUUAUGAAACCAAAAUGUAAUUUGCAGUUGAUUUGCAAGAUAAAAUGUUGGAUUGGUAUUUGUAUGGGACAUCAUUCUAAAAUAGAACUAGCUUAGUGCAAUACACUCACUUUCCUCUGAAAGUACUGCUAAAAUGAUACCAAUCACUGCAACAGUGUGUUCAUAUUCCAGUUCAAAUCCAAAUGCUGCUGCUGUUAAACUAGCAUGUAUUAUGUUGCUAUUCAUCAGUCACCACUAGUUCCACGGCCAGAAUGAUGUAAUAUACUAAGGCUGUGUUGGCUCAUUUGUAUGCUAAAAUAGCUUAACUGUUCUAUAUUAGUUUGCUGCUGUCUGGAUGUCUUGAAAUAGUUUUUCGUACUUCUUGCUUUAACUUGCAUAAAUGGAGUUUUAAUUAUGCAGUUUGUCUUAAAGCUUUACCUCUGAAAUAAUGUUCAUUGACUUAUUUAAGUUAUAAUUCUACUCUGGGUUUUUUUCUGAUGAAUUGUGCAUUUUUUUCCAUAAAGCAACUUGUUAAUUAAAACA